Messenger RNA from Pristis pectinata (smalltooth sawfish), 673 nucleotides. It is a transcript of the gene hypk, whose product is annotated as huntingtin interacting protein K. The transcript is spliced from 4 exons. Lineage: Eukaryota; Metazoa; Chordata; Chondrichthyes; Rhinopristiformes; Pristidae. Bases 30 to 386 code for a protein of 118 amino acids. Gene Ontology annotation, biological process: negative regulation of apoptotic process; protein stabilization. The record is from RefSeq and is a predicted model, not a curated record.
CGCACGGACGGGUUUCCGGCGGCGUGGCCAUGGCGGAGGCGGACGGGGACCUGGACCUGGAGAACGAGGAGACGGAGCGGCCGGCGGAGAAGCCGCGGAAACACGACAGCGGCGCGGCGGACCUGGAGCGGGUCACCGACUAUGCCGAGGAGAAGGAGAUUCUCAGCUCGGACCUGGAGACGGCAAUGUCCGUCAUUGGAGACAGGAGAUCCCGGGAACAGAAAGCCAAACAAGAAAGGGAGAAGGAGCUGGCAAAAGUAAUCAUCAAGAAGGAAGAUGUUGAACUCAUAAUGAACGAGAUGGAGAUCUCUCGGAGUGCAGCUGAGCGCAGCUUGCGGGAGCAUUUGGGAAAUGUCGUCGAGGCCUUGAUUGCUCUCACGGACUGAGGCCACAAGAGUGUCGUCUGCAGUUGCCCUGGACAAGUUUGGGAGGGUCGGGAGGAUUGCACAGACUGGGGAACGACGUGAACAAGGUGGGACCUCUGGACAGGUCCAUCUGUUUAAAUGCUAUCCACUGUUUGGUGACAGGAUUGGGAGGGUUCCAGUCAGAUGGUACUAUGUGCAGGUGCUGUUUGUGACCCAGUGCUGAAUCCUGAAGAUGGACAUCACCUUCCAGAUGGAAAAGGUUAAAAAGACUCAUAACUUGAACCAAUAAAUUACAAACUCAAUCUCAA